AUCCCGGCAUCCUCUGCGCCUCGCACAGGACGUCGGGGCAUCCAGGCCCCUCCAGCCGCCGUAGCCGGCGUUGCUAUGGAAACCCAGCUACCGCGGCGAUGUCGCUGCCGCUGGCCCCUCCAUCGCGGGUGUUCGUGGAGCUGGUGCCCUGGGCGGAUGGAGGCCGGGAGCAGGGCCUGGUCGCCGGCGGGGAGGCGCUGCCCGCCGCCCGCCGCGCCCUCUCCGCCGCCGCGGCCCACACCGGGCCGCGCGAGGUGCACGUCUGCGGCUCCGCGGCAGUGUCCGCGCGGCCCGACCGGGCGCAGGUGGUCGUGCGGGUGAGCAGCACCAAGGAGGCGGCGGCCGAGGCGCAGAGGAGCGUGGUCCGCCGCCUGGACUACGUAGCGCAGAGCCUGCGGCAGCGGGGCGUGCAGGAAGAAAAUAUAAUUGUAACGAAGGAUUUCAGAAGAGUGGAAAAUGCUUAUCACAUGGAGGCGGAGGUGGGUACUUUCCAGGUCUGCAUUACCUUUACCGAAUUUGGAAAAAUGCAAAACAUUUGUAAUUUUCUUGUUGAAAAACUGGACAGCUCUGUCGUGGUCAGCCCACCCCAGUUCUAUCACGCUGCAGGCGCCGUGGAAAAUCUUCGGCGGCAAGCCUGCCUGGCAGCUGUACAGAAUGCCUGGCGCAAAGCUCAAGACGUCUGUAGCCUUGUGGGCCAAACCCUGGGAAAGCCGUUACUGAUCAAAGAAGAAGAAACGAAAGACUGGGAAGGCCACCCGGAAGAUUGCCAGCCCCCCAAACUCUCGGGCUCACUGACGGUACAAGAAAAAAUCAAAAGUACAACAAUACAUGCUACUUCGAAAGUAUUUACAACUUUUGAGGUGAAGGGGAAAGAAAAGAGAAAAAAGUAUCUCUGAAAUCCAGCCACAGUGUGUUGUGUCUAUGCCUUUUUGUCUACUUUUAUACUUUAUGUAAUGUUUCCUUCUGUCCUGAAGGGACACAUGUAUAUAUGUAUGUAUAACAGCAGAUAAGCUGUCGCUGCAAGGCAUGCUGGCUCUUAAGUUCAGUCCCACAGAAAUCAUAGGUUCACUUUGUUCCUAUUUUCAAAAUCUUACACUAGAAACACUCUUGAGAAAUAAAUAUGUCACAUGUGGACCUUGCAUCCUAGCAUUCCAUAUGGCUCUAUGUGUAAUAUUUUCAUUAUAGAAGGAAACAUUAGCCCUUUUGUACUAAUAAAAGGAAUUUGAUGUUCCA
Molecule: messenger RNA, 1233 nt
Organism: Octodon degus (degu)
Lineage: Eukaryota; Metazoa; Chordata; Mammalia; Rodentia; Octodontidae
Gene: Irak1bp1
Product: interleukin 1 receptor associated kinase 1 binding protein 1
Exons: 4
Coding region: 99-896 (265 amino acids)
Biological process (GO): canonical NF-kappaB signal transduction; immune response
Source: RefSeq, a predicted model, not a curated record